AUGUUACUGUUCCAGCCCGGAUCAGUCGAGCAUUGGAUGCCGAAGAGGAUGGACUCUGCUUGGGGGAUCCGCUGCCUUGCUCUCUGCUCCGGGACCACGAAUCUCCGGAAGGGAGGAAAGCUCCUGGGACUCCUCUGGUCUCUGUCCUUGGCCGGCCUCACUGUUCUCUCUGAGGUGAAUCUCUUCCGGACCACGACAAAUUCGAAUCUGGACGUGGGAAAGAAGGCGAGGAUGAUGCGGGGCGUGGUGACGGUGGCCCUCACCCUGCCAUCCGUGCUCUACUCUUGGUGGAACGGGAGGGAACUGUACGGCCUCUUCCGUAGGGGGCUCGCGCUCAACAGGGGGAGAGAUCGGCCUCUGUGGUACUGGUCCCAGGGGAUGCUGGUGUCGUGUGGAGUGCUUUACAUCGUCACUGCGGGGAUGCUGGUCUUUGGGAAUCCCGAGUUGUGGGACUCUAACGAUAUGAAAAAUUCUCUCUUUUUACUCUCCGUGGGGUCGGGUUCGAUCGUCGUGGCAGCGCAAAUGGUGGCUCAUCCCCUCCUCUACUCGUGGAUGUGCAGCGAGAUCGCCCUGUUUCAACAUCGCAUGACCGUGCAGGUCAGACAGGGAGCUCUGAAACCCCUGGAAUGGCUGAACUCGAGGAAAGGGAUGGAGUAUCUCGCCAGGGAUCUGAACCGGGUCUACGGGCCCCUGUGCGCCCUCCAUCUCUUGAUAGACGGAGUUCUCGCCAUCCUCUAUUUGUACCUGCUAGAGGAAACGGCGCAGCUGGCGACGUGGUCGAUGUCGUCUGCUUCCGUGGCUGUGGUCUGCCGCGCCGUCAUCGCGUUCUUCACGUUCCCUCCCUUGGCAAUUUUUCACUUCUCAGCCUCCUGGGUGUCCACUCAGGAUGAGCUUUUUUGGAGGACCAUGUCGAGUGCCGCCAUCUAUGUGGAAAAGGAAGAAACCAUUGCAUCUAUCUACGAUCCUGUUGUCUCUUGUGCCAGUCAGAUGCAAGAAUGGGAGAAGCCAGAGUAUUAUUUGGCCCUGUUCUACAAAGCAAGAAAGAUUCACUUCACCGCAUUCGGAUUCACCAGUAUGGGGAAAGAAUCUUUCAGAAAGUUGCUGGAAGCAAUCCUGACGUACUCGGUCGUCAUGCUCUUUACUGCGCUCAGUUCAGUCGAACAUAGGAUGCCGAGGAGGAUGGACUCUGCUUGGGGGAUCCGCUGCCUCGCAUUCUGCUCCGGAAUCACGGAUCUCCGGAAAGGAGGAAGGCUCCUGGGACUCCUCUGGUCUUUGGCCUUGGCCGGUCUCGUUGUCCUCUCUGAGGUGAAUCUCCUCCGGACCGCGACAAAGUCGAGUCUGGACGUGGGAAGGACGGCAAGGAUGAUGCGAGAGAUCGUGACGCUGAUCUUGACCCUGCCGUCGGUGCUCUACUCUUGGUGGAACGGGAGGGUCCUGCUCGGCCUCUUUCGAAGGGGACUAGCGCUCAACAGGGGGAGAGAUCGUCCUCUGUGGUCAUGGUCCCAGGGGAUGUUGGUUUCCUGCGGCGUCUUUUACUCCGUCGCUGCGGGGCUAAUGGUCUAUGGAAGGCCGGUGUUGUGGACCUCAAAUGAUAUGAAAAAUCCUCUCUUUUUGCUCGCUUUGGGGUCGGGUUCGAUCGCCUUGGCCGCGCAGAUCGUGGCUCAUCCCCUCCUCUACUCGUGGGUGUGCUGCGAGAUCGGCCUGUUUGAACGUCGCAUGGCUGUGCAGGUAAGGUGGAGAAGAAAGGAAGCAUGA
Molecule: messenger RNA, 1755 nt
Organism: Darwinula stevensoni
Lineage: Eukaryota; Metazoa; Arthropoda; Ostracoda; Podocopida; Darwinulidae
Source: the annotation of a GenBank genome assembly